ACUCCCUCCGAUGAACAAACGCUCCCCAGGAGGCCGAGGCCGACACUACACGGGAUGCGAAGCCGAGGCCCCGGAAGGCCGAGGCCGGAGAGCAAGCACCCGUCCCCGUCCCCGCACACGCACACGCACAUGCCAGCAGCAGCAAACGAACCAAAGAAGCCAGGCAAAACGCGACCAAAAUCACAGGCUAGCUAAGCACUAGGCCACCACCAUCACCACCAGCAACAACCAAACCGCAGCAGUAGCAGAAGCAGCAGCCGGAGCCGGAAGUCGGGAGAGCGACUCCGCACGCGUUCGUCCCUUCCACCGAUCGCUUCUCCCCGUCUUCUCCUCGCGCGCGCGCCAGCAGCAACAAUAAGCUAGUUGUCCUGUUCGUUGAUUUAUGUACUGUGGCAAAUUGGAUUGGAGAAGGCAGAAAAUUUGAACCGGAACCUUGAACUUAAAUCUGUCUUCUGAACUUCUGAUUGUAUGGAGUACCUUUUUUGAGAGAUGCCAUCAUCGACACCACCACCACAAAACUUGCUCCCCCUACCAUCACCAGCGGUUGGGCAGAGCACUCGUGUUAAUCUUGGGGAGAUCAAACUAAAACUCAUUAAGAGGAUUGGUGCAGAGCGAGCAAAGAAGUACUUUGAGCACCUGCAGAGGUUUUUAUCUUUGAGGCUGAGCAAGACCGUGUUUGACAAGUUCUUCCUCACAAUACUUGGUCAUGAGAACGUUCAGCUUCAUAACCAACUCAUUCUCUCUAUCUUCCACAAUGCUUGUCGAGCAAGUGGGCCACCAACAGUCAAUGCACCUAAAUCAAUUGGAGUUGCCAAGAAUUCAAAUCAUGUGUUAAUUCCUCCAGUUCCAGUCUGUGACAAUGGUGAUAUUCCACAUCAACAUGUGAAGGACCACCAUCCACCAAGUAGAAAUGCAGAUGCAUCUAAAUGGCAUCCAUCAUCGGAUAAUGGCGAGGAUGUUGUCCAGGAGAAUGGUGUUACACAUUUGACCAAACUGAAGAGAUUUCCAUGGCCUCAACAAAGUGAGCUUGUGGAGCCACUGGUCAAACGACCACGUGUGGAAAAUGUGUAUUCAGAUUUAUUUGACUCACCAAAUAGCAACUAUCCUGUUGGGAUUGUUGACAGAGAAAAUUUGGAAGUGAUUGCACAUCAGGCUCGAGAUCCAGUAAUUGCCCCACUAGGGGUUGCUUUCUGUUCUGGUCGUUUCAGUGGCAGUUGGAAACCUUUGACACUUUCCUCUAGCGCUGGCAGUGAUAACUCUAUUGGUUGUUAUGACCUUGGUCAGCUGUGUGACACUUCAUCACUGAGAAAGCGAAUGGGAAAAAUGGCAGAAACAGAAGGGUUGGAUGGUGUGUCAUUAGAGUGUGCUAAUUCAUUGAAUAAUGGAAUUGAUUUUUUCUUGAAAAAGCUUAUUGGAUCUUGUAUUGAGCUAGUUAUAGCAGGAUCUCAGUAUGAUCGAAUAAAUCCUAAGGCACUGCAGCAACAACUGAGUCGAAAGCUAGUAAGAGGUUUACAGCUGCAAAGUCAGGUGCAUGGUCAAAGCGGUAGUACAUGUCCACAAAUCAGCUCGAUUUCGUUGCAAGACUUAAAGGUAGUAUCACAGCUAAAUCCUCAGCUGCUUGGAGUUAACGCGUCACUGCUACUCGAAAAGAUGAAUCCAUAUGACUAAUCAGUUAGGAAAUGAAUUCGCCUUUCUACAGAGGUCAAUCUUUGCCUAUUAGGCAAGAGGAUAGCAAGUUUUAAAUUCUAUCUCGGUCACAUGCACCAUCAGCCUCAUGGUCUGGGGAUGAGUUUUGCACAUUUUUUGUUGUGCGUUUGGCAACAGGGAAUCUGAACCAACACUUCUUCUCGGUAUGAGAUGUAGCAACACUCAGAGAAAAUGCAUCAAGCUGAAGUUGGAGUACUGAGCGCUGCAGUGCUGAAGUACGAGCCCUGCGGAGCUUGGUUCUCCACAAAUUUUCUUGUCAUGGAAAAGUUCUGGCUUGCUUCCAUGUACUUCUGCAGCUGAGGUGCUGCUUCCUGUUUCAUCUCCGUACAUCACAGCAGAGUCCUAGCUUGCCUUAAUAUACUUGCCGCAGCUGAGGUGUUGCUGACUGUUUCAUCUCCCCCACAACGAAUCUUCUCAGCUUGGUGUGCCUCGUAUGAUGGCUGGUGUAUUUGUUUCAUAAUCUAUUGAUGGACAGAAGAUGCUGGUGAAAAUUGUACAGCAUCCUACUUCCGGUGAACUCCACAGCUCAUAUUUAAGGCUGCUCCAUCAAUAUAAGUGAAGAUCUCAUAUCUUCUGGAGACUGUACACUAUACAAAGGCAUCACUUUGUGCUCCUAUGCACCAUUGAAGAAGCAGGACGGCGCACACAACUUUGGUGCUGCAGGUCUAAAACAGAUUUAGAAUGAUUUUCCAACAUAAAGAGAAGUAAUCUGGGAUCAUGCAAACUUUUAUUGUGGGCCAAACGGAUGACAUUUAGAUGGACCAGUUUUGACUUGAGUGGAGAACCAGAUGGAUGAGCCUUUUGCAAAUAUCCCCUCAGAUGGAAAAAUCAUAUAUUAGGUAUUCCACCACUUUAAGUGUCUUUAAAUCUAAUGCAUCCAAUUAACAACCAGUGAUGUGACUUUGCAUGACCCCUCGGACUGUUAUUGAACAUAUACAUAUUUUUUAUGAAAUCAGAGGAAGCAUGUUCAGAAAGUAUUGAAAAAGAAUAAAUAUAUGGAUAGAAGCUAAAGUGUUGUAGUUGAAUCAUUCCGGCCCUCAACGAUAUUUAUUUUCUAAUGCUUCAUGUUUAAUCUUUCUGACACUGUUAGAUUGCUUCACUAAACAUAUGAAUAGAACUAUUCUACAAACGGGGUAUAGAUAGAAGCUGAACUGUCAUCAAUGAACCGUUUCCAACAUUUGGUCUAUGAGAACAGUCAAAUGAUUGUGGAGUAUCCACCGCAAUAGGGGAUGGAUGGAUAUAUAAGAAAUGGCAUUGUUCAAGGUAAAUUAUACUGAUAAUCAGAUGAGACAAUAUGAUACAUCUCAGAAUGCUACCCUCAUUAAUUAUUUACUUUUUUCUUGAGAAAAAAUAAAUUAGUUAAUAAUUGGGUUAGAUGACCAGGUAUUCAACUGGUUAUCAACCUUAUAUCUUUCUUAUGUGCAGUUUGGUCUAUGAGAACAGUCAAAUAAUUAUGGAGUAUCCACCGCAACAGGGGAUGGAUGGAUAGAUAAGAAAUGGCAUGGUUCAAGAUGCAAAAACCAAGAAAGAGCAUUUGGCAACCAUGGGGAUCCAAAUUACGCUGUCAUUCUGCCAAGAAAGAGGUCUAGAAGCCAUACCUGGGCUGAUCUCAGAGCCGCUCUUUCACAAGAGUCCCGGAGGUCGAUCAAU
Molecule: messenger RNA, 3357 nt
Organism: Phragmites australis (common reed)
Lineage: Eukaryota; Viridiplantae; Streptophyta; Magnoliopsida; Poales; Poaceae
Exons: 5
Coding region: 490-1668 (392 amino acids)
Biological process (GO): regulation of transcription by RNA polymerase II
Cellular component (GO): SAGA complex
Molecular function (GO): transcription coactivator activity
Source: RefSeq, a predicted model, not a curated record